AUGUCUUCCUUACCAGCACCUAAACCUUGGACUGAGAAACAAACCAAAGAAGUUAUUAGAAAAGUCAUUCGGCGUGCGGAGGUGUCAAGGAUCGCAAGGCUUCUUCAACAUCGACUUGCGCUCGCAAACUUCAAGACGAAGAAUGGAUGGGAAAACUUAACCCUAGAUACUAUCGAACCUAAGGUCGAAGAAGACCUACGAAGGAAACGUCAGAGAGGGUCACAGGAAAAAUCACCGUCACCAGGGACCUCAUUUUUCAGCGAAGGGGAUCUCGAAUGGUUACGGAAAAAUAAGGCAAACGUGCAACAAAAACGGCGAGGCAGCCAAUCGUCUGGUAUCGGCCCCCUUCCGAAUUUUCGCAACUCUAGAAAACGUGUACGGACAUCCUCAUCCGCCGAGUUCCAACAACCAUCAUCCAAACGUCGCCAGUCAUGGAGGGAUCAGAACCGCACCGUGCAGUCGUCUCCAGGGUAUCGAUAUGGGACAGGGGAGGGUAAGGAUGGCCUCGAACAUGGCUUCCACUCAAGUCCCCCUCGCACCCCACCAAGGCGCAUAGCCAAACCAGGGAAUGCGAACAAACCAGCGGGUGAUCGUGGCGCUGAUCUCUUGAUAUAUCUUGCAACAUCCCCCUCCCCAGCUGGAGUAAUGCCAAAAGCAAAGUUCACACCAACCACACCUCCAUCAAAUUCAUCAGCUCUCCCGUCAUCUGUUAUGGGUACCCCGGGAGCCCCUCAAACCCCACAAACCGGCUUUAACUUUGCUGAUUUUGUCAAUAUCACACCUUCCCCAGCUCAGGGCGCUUGGGGCUCCGUCGGUGCUGGGAGAGGAACUCCUAUCGCAAAUGCUCGCAAGAGGCUGAAUUUCGAUCAACUUCAUCCCCCCACAGGGUCCCCUUCGGUGCCGGCUGGUAACAGUCGCCAUACCGCUGGGUUGGGUAUGGAGCUGGGGGGCGAGCUAGUGUCUUAG
Messenger RNA from Tuber melanosporum (Perigord truffle), 966 nucleotides. RefSeq lists its product as uncharacterized. The transcript has 2 exons. Lineage: Eukaryota; Fungi; Ascomycota; Pezizomycetes; Pezizales; Tuberaceae. The coding region runs from base 1 to 966 and encodes 321 amino acids. The record is from RefSeq and is a predicted model, not a curated record.